Podarcis muralis (Common wall lizard) is the source of this 3141-nucleotide messenger RNA. Its product is annotated as toll-like receptor 11. Gene Ontology annotation, molecular function: signaling receptor activity; protein binding. Gene Ontology annotation, biological process: inflammatory response; toll-like receptor signaling pathway. The record is from RefSeq and is a predicted model, not a curated record. Gene Ontology annotation, cellular component: plasma membrane. Lineage: Eukaryota; Metazoa; Chordata; Lepidosauria; Squamata; Lacertidae.
GUUAGCUUGAGGAGCAAGGAAAGAAAUACUGGAAAAGAGAAUGGCUAAACAUGCAGUUCUAGCACCAGGAUGGCGAAGCAAAGAGAGAGAUGGAAGCCCUUUUCAGAGGAGCUGCUGGAAUAAAUUGGAAGCAAGAAGAGUGGCCAGCAUCUUCCUGCUCUUCCUGUUUCUGAGCCCACCUUUCUGCAAGGCGACGCUCACCAGCAAAUGUCAGAUCACUGAGGGCUGGCUACGACCACACACAUCUGAACCCCUAUCCCUCUGUCUCUCUGCUUCAGAUGCGGGUUUGGUUGCAUUCUGUAGCAAUGUCACCUCCUUGCAAGAAGAUCUGGCUACUGUUCCUGAGCUGGUGAGUGCCCUUUGUCUCUCCGGGAGUGUUGUCAUUUAUGAACGAGCUUUCUCGUCUUUUCCAGAACUUAAUCACCUGAGCAUCAACUUGAAGGCACCUGUUAUCUCACCCAGGGCUUUCCUGGGCCUGGACAAGCUACAAUACUUAUCAAUCCACCACUCAGAUACAGGCUGCAGCAACAGCUCCAUCCCAACUCAAGCCUUCCACCAAUUAGAGCAACUGCAGACUUUGAACAUGAAGGGCAUCUAUCUCACAGGACAGCGAGGGAUAAAUCUUCCAAGUCACUUAAAAUUGCUUUCCAUUUCUGGAUGCUGCUUAGACCAAUUUUCAGAGCUGUUCAGCAUUUUCCCAUCUUUGCAGUCAGUGCCUCACGUGUCUGUAGAUAACUGUGAAAUAGGGAGGUUUCCCCACUCUUUGUAUCUGAGGCAACAUCCUAACUUCUCAAGCUCUAGGGUCCCAUCUUCUCAAUCACAGGAAAGAACGGGUCUUUAUUCUCAGAACAAAAGCUCACUUCAGUCCCUGGUGCUGAGCCAUUUCCCUCUGGCACUCAGUGAGCUUCUAUCCUUAGAAAUAAAAGAACUUGAUGCACUUUCGUUGGAGAAGACACACCACAUGCAUGAGAACCAGACUUUUCAGGUCUGUGCUCUGGCCUCCCGUUUCUCCCUCCGAUCUCUGUCAUUUUCAUUGAAUUACUACAAAAACUUCAACAGUGAAGAGCUUCCUGGCUGCUACUCUGUGGAGAAUUUGGUACUUGAGGAUAAUAAAAUGGAGCAAGUAGAUCCCUUGCUUUUGUAUAAGCUCUUCUAUCUCCAGCUGUUAGAUCUUUCUGGAAAUAAUCUUUACUGGAACCUUUGCCCACUGGAGUAUGAGAAGAUGAACUUUAACUCCCGGCUGAGGAUUCUUGAUUUCUCUGGUAACAGAUUUAAAAGUCCCCAAUCUACUGUAUUCUCCUGCCUGCCAUACUUAGAGACACUCUCACUCAAUGACUGUGGGUUUGAGAACAUUCCAGUAUCUGCCUUCUCUAGACUUGGCCAACUUAAGGUUUUAAAUCUGAGAAACAAUCGAUUACGCAACCUUGCAAAUGCCUCUUUCUAUAAACUGUCCAGCCUGGUUUCCUUAGACUUGUGUGGCAAUCCCAUCACACAGUUUGAAAGUGAUUCAUUCCAGGGUUUGACUUUUUUAAGAGAACUCCAAAUAGGCUUUCCAUAUUUUCAGGAAGGGGAAGAAACCCUGAGAUUCUCAGCGAAAAAUGUAGAAAGUCUUGCAUUGCAAAAUUUUUCAUCAAUUGCCUUAUACAAUCCGCCACAGUCUGACUUUGCUUCAGUGCAGAAUAUGACUCUAAGUGGCUGCUUUGAAUUUUACAACUUGUCUCAUAACACAUUUUUCCCCAAUGUGUGAUUGAUGCAUUGGGAGCCAGCUUUGGAAUGUGUUUCUUCUAAGCCCCUCCAUCUGCUUUUCCCUGUGCUGGAGCAGCUUGUUUAUAAGUAUAAGUUAGAAGCAAGAUAUACUGAAUGGAAUUUCAACAUGUCACAUCUGUCCAAGCUGCAACUGCUUGAGGUGCACAACCUGCCUGAAGUACCUUACGGUUCCUCUGCGCCAGAGAUGCAGUCCCUCUUCAUGGAUCUGCCCCAGGUGGAGGCCCUGAGAAUGGUGAACAGCAACAUCAGGUACAUCUCAGCAAAGUUCUUCAGAAGAAAGUGCAAACUCAAGCAACUCGUGCUAGAGAAGGAGGCCUUCCUGGAACUUGACAGUGACAUUCAGGAUCAAAUACUGGGACAAAUGCCUCUCCGCUACUUGCAUUUUUCCAGUGUCACCUUCAGGUGUGACUGCUCAAGUGCCUGGCUCAUUGACUGGGCCAUCAGAAGGAAAGAGAUUUAUGUAUUUGGGCUGGAGCAUGCAGACUGUCUGGAUGUCCAAAGGAGAGAAAAGAAAGGCAACUAUCUGUCUUUCAUAGAGCAGAACUGUAGUCAGGAUGUUGGCUUCCUCCUUUUUGUUUCAACCUCCUCGGUGCUGUUCCUCCUUAUUUCACUCCCUAUCCUGAAAGCCACUUGCGGCUCAGAGCUUCUUUUCCUGAUCUACAUCCUGAGAGCAUGGUGGCAUGGGCUGUUGAAUAACAGAAAAGGCCAGAGAUUUGAGUAUGAUGCUUUUGUGUCCUACAGCAGUCAGGACCAGGAGUGGGUGUUGCAGCACUUGGUGCCCAAUCUGGAGCAGAAGGGACCCCCCUUCCUGAAGCUCUGUCUCCACAACCGGGACUUUGUGGUGGGCAAGGCCAUUGUGGACAAUAUCAUGGAGAGUCUUUACAGCAGCUACAAGACCAUCUGUGUUAUCAGCCACCAUGCCCUCAACAGCUCCUGGUGUUCUCUGGAGAUGACCCUGGCCACAUACCGUCUUGUGGCUGAGCAAGAGGAUACGUUGAUCCUGUUGUUCAUGGAGCACAUCUCCAGAUACCGUCUCUCAGCCUAUCAUCAUCUGGCAAAGCUGGUGAAGAGGAAGGCGUAUCUAGACUGGCCUCAGGAGCCAGCUGCCCAGGCUGCCUUUUGGGAUAGGUUGAGGAAGAUACUGAAGCAACACAGUGGUGGGGAGGAACCAAAGCUUUAAGCAUUCUGUGCUGUCCAACUUGGCUAUGCAGUGAGCAUCCAAUAAACUUCUGCCCAACGAGAUUUAUUUCUUAUCUUGCAAAAUAAUUAGUUGUGAAAAGAUGUAGGCAAGCUUAAUGGAGUCUUGACCAGAGAAACCAAGAGAGUUCACAUACAGACACAAACACUGCUAAAUCUUGUUCCCACAUAACGUUU